ACCAACUCCGCUCGCGUCCCACCUCUCGAGCACUCGCUCUUCCGCGCCCAAAUCCCAACACCCAGAAUCCCAUUCCCUUCGCUCCCCUCAAAGGCCUCUCCUUUAGCUCGUAGCAUCAUGAUCAACCGCAAGCGUUGCGAUGGUAAUCCCUCCAUUUCUCUGUCCCAGAGGCCCGGAAGCCUUCAAGUUCGUCGCAGCUUCGCCAAGGACGAGAAGCCGGAGGACCCGGUUCUGAAGGAGGAGGGUCCGUCGGAGAGUGAUGGGGAGAGAGGAAGGGACUGGACGACGUCGCUCUUGCUGUUUCUGCUCUGGGGAGCGAUUAUGUAUUACGUCUUCAAUCUAGCUCCGAACCAGACUCCGUCGAGGGACAUGUAUUUUCUGCAAAAGCUGUUGAAUUUGAAAGGAGAUGAUGGUUUCAGGAUGAAUGGAGUGCUUGUGUCGUUGUGGAACAUUAUGGGUGUGUGGCCUUUGGUCUAUAGCAUGCUGCUACUUCCGACAGGCCGAGGCUCGAAGGGCAGUGUUCCUGUCUGGCCUUUCGCAGUACUUUCUUUCUUUGGCGGCAUCUAUGUUCUCCUUCCGUACUUUGUACUCUGGAAACCACCUCCACCUGUUGAAGAAGCCGAGCUCAGUAGAUGGCCUCUGAAUUUCCUAGAAUCAAAGUUCACUGCUGGGAUAGUAUUUCUUGCAGGACUAGGAUUGAUCUCUUAUGCAGCUUUGGUGGGUGGAGGUGACUGGUCGGAGUUCUUCCAGUACUUCAGAGAGAGCAAAUUAAUCCAUGUCACAACCCUCGAUUUCACCCUACUGUCUGCAUUUGCUCCUUUCUGGGUUUACAAUGAUAUGACCUCUCGGAAAUGGUACGAGAAAGGUUCCUGGCUUCUCCCUCUUUCUGCGGUGCCUUUUCUUGGCCCUGCUUUGUAUCUCAUACUACGGCCUGCAGCGAAAACUGUUGCGCUUGUUUCGAGUACAUCCGAGCAAAAAUAGGUUUGUCAACUCCCUCGUCAUCGUGCAGAAUCUUCUCUCGGAAAGAAGUGGACGGAGCCAAACAGUCUUCGAUUUGGGAGGAAAAAUUCAUUGACAGAGUGAAGCUUUUGAGAUGUCUGGAGAUGAGGGUGGAUUUGGAUGCUCAGAUUGUUCCAUAGGACAUGAAGGUAGGAUAGACAAGAGUCUCCAGAG
Messenger RNA from Rhodamnia argentea, 1173 nucleotides. RefSeq lists its product as uncharacterized. Lineage: Eukaryota; Viridiplantae; Streptophyta; Magnoliopsida; Myrtales; Myrtaceae. The transcript has 6 exons. Bases 118 to 981 code for a protein of 287 amino acids. The record is from RefSeq and is a predicted model, not a curated record.